AUGGAACCAUACGCAUUCCCCUUCCCCAAACCCCCACCACCCCCUCCUCUCCCAAACACCCGCGGCGCACUCCCCACCCCCCAAACCAGCCACCUCCGCACCCUGAUGCUCUCCGCCCACAGCGACCGAUCCAAAAUCCUCGCUUUCCCCUGCAGCUACGACGGCCUCUCCUCGCGCCUGAUCGAAGAAGCCGGAUUCCCCAUGCUCUUCCUCUCCGGCUUCGCAGUCGCCAGCUCCCACGGCCUGCCGGAUACGGGGUACAUCGCGAUGGCGGAGAUGUGCGACAAGAUCCAGGAGACGGUGCGUGUUACGAGUCUGCCGGUUAUGGUGGAUGGGGAUACGGGGUAUGGGAGUCCCAUGAAUGUGAAGAGGACGGUUGAGGCGUUUGCGUCUGCCGGGGCGGCCGGCGUUAUGAUUGAGGAUCAGAGGUGGCCGAAGCGAUGCGGACACACGAAAGGCAAAUCCGUCGUCCCACGAGACGAAGCAUACGCCCGGAUCCGCGCAGCCUGCGACGCACGCAACGAAGGCCUCGACAUCUUCAUCCUCGCGCGGACCGACGCCCUAAUACACGGCUGGGACGAGGCAAUUGCCCGUGCGCACAAAUUCAAAGAGAUAGGCGCGGACGCGGUCUUUAUUGAAGCCCUGCCGGACCGGGAAUCGAUGCGGCGGGCUGUAUCAGAGCUGGAUAUGCCGAUGCUGGCGAAUAUUAUUGAGGGCGGGAUGACGGAGAAUCUGUCUUCGAGAGAGCUGGGCGAGAUGGGCUUUGCGGCGGUGGCGUAUCCGUGGACGCUUGUUGCGUCGAGAUUGAAGGCGACCAGGGAGGCGUUGGAGGGGCUGAAGAGGAGCAUUCUGGAGGGAGGGCCGCCGCCGAUGAUUCUGGGGUAUGAGGAGGUUUGUGAGGGCGUGGGAUUUGAUAAGUACUGGGAGAGGGAGAAGAGGUAUACAUAUGAAUAG
Messenger RNA from Aspergillus puulaauensis, 954 nucleotides. RefSeq names its product isocitrate lyase/PEP mutase family protein. Bases 1 to 954 code for a protein of 317 amino acids. The transcript has 2 exons. NCBI's taxonomy places the organism in Eukaryota, Fungi, Ascomycota, Eurotiomycetes, Eurotiales, Aspergillaceae. Gene Ontology annotation, molecular function: catalytic activity. The record is from RefSeq and is a predicted model, not a curated record.